Linum tenue is the source of this 2287-nucleotide messenger RNA. The record is from the annotation of a GenBank genome assembly. NCBI's taxonomy places the organism in Eukaryota, Viridiplantae, Streptophyta, Magnoliopsida, Malpighiales, Linaceae.
AUUGGACCGACGGUCCGGUAGCCCAAAAGUUUCUCCUCUCAUUCAGUCCUCUGUUUAACCGGAAAAGCUCGCCGUCCUCUUCCUUUUCAUCUCUCCCUCGGUCGCCUUCGAUGGCGAAACCUUCCGUCUCUAAUGCCAGCGCUCCGGCCACCGGCCACUCACCUGGAAAAUCAACCGUCGCUCCGGUGAAGCUCGAAUCCGUUUCAGAAUCACCGCCGCAGUGCCAAUUGCAACCUCCGAAUCCUCAUGGCAAAUCCGAGCAGGUCGAAUUGAAUGGCCUCCCAAUUGUUACAUCGCCACCGCAGCAACCCGAGCAGCGCACCAGGUCCCGGGUUUUGGAAUCAGUACAAGGAUUGUGCAAUCUAUCUUCCGCCAUUCGAGAAUUCAAGAGCAGGUUCGACGAAUUGGAGAAGCACCUCGAAUUGAUCCAAACUGCUAUCGAGAGUCGCGAGCAGCCACAUGGUGACGGCGAAGCAGCGGCCGUUCCGGUGAGUUCUGAGUUACUGCAUCUCUGCGAGACGAUGUGCGGCAAAAGUCUCCGAAAGUAUAUCAUCACUCGCCUGGACAACGUCCAGGAGCUUCGCGAACAGGUUCCGUCGGCUCUUAAAUCAGCUCCCCAACCGGCCAGGCUGGUGUUGGAUUGCAUUGGGAGGUUCUAUCUCCAAGGAAGCAAAGCUUACGCGAAAAACUCUCCAAUGGUUUCAGGGAGAGAAGCCUGCGUUCUGGCUCUGGAAUUGUUCCUGUUGAUGGGUGAUGGCGAAGUUCAACUAGAGGAGCGUGUGAGACAAGAGGCUGCUCAGGCUGCUAUGAACUGGAGGAAGAGGCUUGUAAUUGAAGGUGGCAUAGGCAAAGCUAGUGAAAUCGACGCCAAGGGUUUGCUGCUGUUCGUUGCGGGUUACGGGAUUCCCAAACUGUUCAGAAAUGAGGACAUUUGGGAUCUGGUUCUGGCUGGUAAUGCUGGGCAGGUUGCUCUGGCUCUUCGAAAGUCCACUCCACUGGUUCCCAGAGUUACAGAAAUCAUAGAGCAUAUGAUGACCAGUGCGACAAAACAAAAUGGCAAACUCGAGGCUGUCGACGUGGCAUCUAGUUUCGGGAUUGAUGACAAGUUUCCUCCUCAGAAGCUUCUGACUGCAUACCUUCGGGAAUCCAAAGAAGCACUAAAGAAGAGAAGAAGAGAAGCAAAUAGUUUGCCCAUGCUGCUGAAACAAGCAAACGACCGCCACUUGUCUGCUCUGAAAUCCGUGAUGAAGUUCCUCGAGGACCGUCAUCUCGAUCCUCUGAAAGUUAUUCCCGGAUGGCAACUUACAGAGAAGAUAACCAAGUUGGAGAAAGACAAUGCUGAUCUAGACAAGAAAAUUCUGGCCAAGGCGAUGAUUAAGCGGAGAGCUGAUUUGAACGAUAACGCAAUGAAUCAAGCAAUGAAACGACCACGAGCGGUUGGCCAAGGAGCCUCCUUUGGAUCCCCAAGCAUUGGAGGCUUGCAUGAACAUAAGGCUGCAGCCACCUACAUGAGCCCGUACAACAAUAACAAUACCUCAUUGAGGGCAAACUAUCCCCUCGGUGCUUACGGAGAAGAUACAUAUCCUUGUGCAACAUCAGCUCCUCCUCCUUACUCAUCUGCAGGUGCACCUGAAAACAUCGUAAUGCAUCCUGGUGCAGUCAGUCGUCUUCAGGGCGUGUACAAUGCCCCCUCCACGAGUUCUUCUGCUGGAAACGUAGCAUCUGGCCUUCGGCGGGAGGCAGUGGUUGCGAACAACAGCAGCUUGGCGUACGGAGUACAAGGUGGGCAGAGUUAUGUUAGCGGACAUGCUACGACGUAUGGAGGACUGUUUGGGUCGUCGUCUUCGAUAGAUGGGUUUCCUGGGCUGCCGAAUUCGACACCACCAGGCGUUGUUGCUGCCGCCGCGGCCAAUCCAGCAGACUUGUAUCGAUUUGCAGAUUCUGUGGUGGAAACCGAGUAUGACAGCAGGGGUGGGUGGUGCCGUAGGUAGCCAGACGAUUAACGUUGAAGGUUGUACUUUUCUACAUGCCUUGGCUAUGUAAUGUUAGUGCAGGGCGCAAUCUGCAUAUAGUGUCCUAAACAGUAAUAUUAUUUCUUUUUCCCCCAGAUUGAAUCAAUGAUCUGAUGAAGGAAACGCAUGAUUGUAAAGCCCAUUCGCCACAAGGAUGCAGCACUGAUCACUUUCUGGCUUGUCUCUUGAGGCCUCAUUGUUGUCAUAAAAAUAAAAGCUUUGGUUUGCUAUUCAUUAGGAGAUUAUAACAGAUCAGUUGCAUUAAUAUAAAGCAG